AUGGAUGUUUGUGGCAGUAAGCUCAGGAUGCACACAUUAGACUAAGCUGGCUCGAGGGUUUCAGCAUAGCUGUCACUUGGGGUAUAUAAGUGCUAGCUAUCUUCAGUUGUCACGGCUCUCACCUGGGACAUGAACGGGGCACUUUUCUCGGGUGGAUCAUUUCAAGAAAAUAAAAGAGGGUUGCUUUUCCUUCCCCACAGCUGUGCAUGAAGGAGUCGAGCGAGGUGCUGCGAGGCCAGAUGCAGUGUAUGAUGCGGACCCUCCACGAUCUCAAGAGGGAUCACGACCGAGAGCGGCAACUGGAACCCCAGGAGAUACGGCUGCCCUCAGCUCUGCCUCCCUCAAAGUCCUGUGUCAGCCCACGGAUAUCAGCUAUCUCGGAAGCGGAUUCUGCCUGUUGCUUGGAAGGGGCUGUGGAAGAAGAGGUUGCUUUCUCUCCACCCAGCAGCGAGCGGAGUCUGGAGUUCGAUUCAGGCUAUUCAGAAGUAUCCGGGAACAGCUGGCGGGACGAGGAAGGCCCCCCACCCCUGAGAGCCAGUAAGCUUUCCUCAGGGGGCUUCCUACGUCGUCGGGUGCCAGCCAGGAGGCCCCGGCCAAAAUCGGCUUCAGAUGCCUGCCUAGAGCGGUGGCGGGAUGGUGAGCCCUCCGAUGCGGGUGACUGGACAGUGUCCCUCUUGUCCCAGAGUCGUAACCGCCAACCCCUUGUGCUGGGGGACAACUGCUUUGCUGACUUAGUGGAGAACUGGAUGGACUUGCCUGAAGAAAGCGGAGAACGGGGGUGGCUGCAGCGUUGGCUGGCCAAGCCCCAUGGCUUCUUGCUUAACCUCUCAGGCAACGUUCGCCGCAGGCUGGCUGGCAUCUCCCGCACGGAGCGCACCAAGCAGGAUCGGGACGGCACCAAACGCUUCUCUUGCCCUGCCGGUCUGGAUGGGCGCCCUUCAUUACCCUACUUCCACCAGUCCCAUGCCAACAUCAGCGAGCUUUCUACAGACUGCAGCAGCUUUGCUGCCCUAAUGAACUGCCGAAGUCGGCAGCCCAUCAUUUGCAACGAUGUGAUUGGCUACAUCUAG
Molecule: messenger RNA, 1070 nt
Organism: Thamnophis sirtalis
Lineage: Eukaryota; Metazoa; Chordata; Lepidosauria; Squamata; Natricidae
Source: RefSeq, a predicted model, not a curated record